Messenger RNA from Notothenia coriiceps (black rockcod), 3260 nucleotides. Its product is annotated as COUP transcription factor 2-like. The record is from RefSeq and is a predicted model, not a curated record. NCBI's taxonomy places the organism in Eukaryota, Metazoa, Chordata, Actinopteri, Perciformes, Nototheniidae. The coding region runs from base 517 to 1812 and encodes 431 amino acids. The transcript has 3 exons. Gene Ontology annotation, molecular function: zinc ion binding; sequence-specific DNA binding; DNA-binding transcription factor activity. Gene Ontology annotation, biological process: regulation of DNA-templated transcription.
AUGUAACUUCUGACUGAUUGGGAGAGCACGGAGCGUCUGGAAAGCCUGGACUCCAUCUCUCGUGAAGGAUCUGCUCGCACGGUGUUCUGUUCAAAGUGGACACACAGGAACGAACAAGGAUCAGACAGAUUGUAUAUUCUUUUUGGGAUAACAUUGCUUUACUCGAUGGAUUUUGGCUCAGUGUUUUUUGUCUUUAUGUGUUAAUCUCUGUGGAUGUUAUAGUGUCUCAUCUCAGUCUGAAUGAAGCUUUCUUUUUGGAUUUUCAACAGACCGACACUGUUUCUGGGUGACUGAAGAUUUUUAAAGGCUACUUGUAAAGUCGCGCGCUUUAAUUGUAUCACCGUUAUUCUAUGAGCUUUUUUCAUAUUAUUAAAUUGUAACUUGUACUUUAUUUUGUCAAACAAUGCUGCAGUUUUCCUGAAGGUGCGUUAGUAAUUAACGAGACUAAAUAGUGCGGUUCAAUUGUCGCUGAGAAAAUAGGAAAGUUGGGCGCUCAAAGUUUCAGAGACUAUCGACAUGGCUAUGGUGGCGUGGAGAAACACCGAGGGCGUCGGGGACUCUCAGGGGACCCUCUCCUCCCCGGUGUCCCAGGUUGCUCCUCUGUCUCUGCCCGGGGAGCUUUCGGGACACAUGAACCCGGCGUCUUCUCUGGAAAUACCCCAGGCAGCAGCAGCACACCAGGGCGCACCGCUGCCCAAUCCGUCCAGCACCACUACUACCACUACCACCAACAACAACAACAACACAUCCUCUUCCUCUUCUUCCUCCUCGUCCAUGGACAAACAGCAGAACCAGCAGAUCGAAUGCAUCGUGUGUGGGGAUAAAUCCAGCGGGAAGCACUACGGACAGUUCACAUGUGAAGGAUGUAAGAGCUUCUUUAAACGCAGCGUCAGGAGGAACCUGUCAUACACCUGCAGGGCCAACAGAAACUGUCCCGUGGACCAGCACCACCGUAACCAGUGCCAGUACUGUCGCCUCAAGAAAUGCCUCAAAGUCGGCAUGAGGAGGGAAGCUGUGCAGAGAGGCAGACUGCCCACCCAGUCUUACCACGGCCAGUUUGCUCUGACAAACGGAGACCCUCUGCAGUGUCACUCCUAUUUAUCGGGAUACAUCUCUCUCCUGCUGCGGGCCGAGCCCUACCCGACCUCCAGGUUCGGCUCUCAGUGCCUGCAGAGCAACAACAUCAUGGGCAUCGAGAACAUCUGUGAGCUGGCGGCCAGGAUGCUCUUCAGCGCCGUGGAGUGGGCCCGCAACAUCCCUUUCUUCCCGGACCUGCAGGUGACGGACCAGGUCGCUUUGCUCCGCCUGACAUGGAGCGAACUGUUCGUGCUGAACGCCGCCCAGUGCUCCAUGCCCGUUCACGUCGCCCCGCUGCUGGCCGCCGCAGGGCUCCACGCCUCCCCGAUGUCUGCGGACCGGGUGGUUGCCUUCAUGGACCACAUCCGAGUCUUCCAGGAGCAGGUGGAGAAGCUCAAGGUGCUGCACGUGGACUCAGCAGAGUACAGCUGCAUCAAGGCCAUCGUGCUGUUCACAACAGAUGCUUGUGGUCUGUCGGACGUGGGGCAUGUGGAGGGUCUGCAGGAGAAAUCCCAGUGUGCUUUAGAGGAGUACGUGAGGAGCCAGUACCCCAACCAGCCUAGCAGGUUUGGGAAGCUACUGCUUCGCUUGCCGUCCCUCCGCACCGUCUCUUCUUCUGUCAUAGAGCAGCUUUUCUUCGUGCGACUGGUGGGGAAAACACCCAUAGAAACUCUGAUAAGGGACAUGCUGCUGACCGGGAGCAGCUUCAACUGGCCUUACAUGCCUAUUCAAUAGAAGGAACAGGCCACAGUGCUGCUUCUAAGGUCAGAAAAAUGUCCCACACCUCAAAUCAAGUCAUUUCAGUACGCCGUAAAAUCUCUGUUGCUUCAGAACAAGGAAAAAACACUGCCAGUGCUAUGAGAUAAUUAUAGACAUUUCCAAUGUAAAAAUAAGAUCUCAAUUUAUGAUAUUCUCACACCACCUGCAAUACCAGAGGAGUUAUCCGCCUUACGCUGCAUUGUGUCCCCAUGUUUCUAGAAAAAUGUUCCUGAAAUAAAUUCACCCACCUUACCGACGUUUUGCCCACUGGCAGAUUUUUUUGUACUUGUUCGGGAAAAACUAUAUUUGACAAAAUGAAAUGACUGCUAAUGACGGACUUUUUUUCUUUUGCUGUGUGGUGACAUCUCACCGUCUUUGGUUUUUGGGAUAACAAUCAAUAUUUAUUGGACCCUGUGUGUAUAUUUAUCGUGCUUAUAAAUUAUGUUUUGGUUCCUUUUUUAAAUGUUUUCCGUAUUUUUUUGCCCCGGCAAGUGAGAAAACUGCAGGGAUUGUCUCGUCUGUUGUGUUUUUAUUGUUUUUUGUUUCAUACCUUCCAGACAUGGCACUUUUAAAAUAAAGGAACAUUUUUAGAAAGAUUUAACGCAGGUGUUUGGAACCCAACAUCAUCUGACUUUAACCUAUUGGCUUAAUUGUGUACAGACCGAAUAGUGAGAUUAAUGCUCCGUUUGCAUUAUGGACAUAGGCAGAAUGGAAAGGACAAGAGCAAAACAAUAUAUUUGGAUAAUGCACUUCCCACGAUCAGUGUUAGGUUGCUCCAAGUAAUGCAUUACUCCUUUCAUAUGUAAUAUCAUUACGUCCUCACAUUAGUAUUUCCAUAAAAAAAAAAUCCACAUUACUUAAUAUCUGCGUUUUUUUUACCUUUGAAAAUCAAUAUUUUUAAGUUCUCCUUUGACAACGUCACAUUUCUCAUCAAAGUAGUAAAUAGUGACACUCAGAGAAAUAGAACUCUUCUGUUAUUUCUCACAAAGAUGAUGACAUGUGGCAAAAUAGAUAAAGGGAAGGAAUAUUAGAUAGCUGUACAAUAUUCAUUUUUUUCUUAUUUAGCGGAGUUAAAGGGGGUUAUAAUCCUAUUCUUUUGACUGGUAACUUGUUACAGGGAAAGUCAUGUUAUUACUAUAAUGGAUUAAUGAUUAAUGCAUUACAAAACCUUCAUUUAUUUCUUUUACACUGACUGUCUCCAAGAGAUUUUAAAAGCACUGGGCCCAAUGUAUUCUGUAACUACAGUCUCCUAUUGAACACUACACAGACUUCCAGUGCAAGCACAAAUUGUAUUUCAAUAUAAUUUUCAUGCAUUUAUGAGCCCAGGCCGCUUAAAUGGCACAAUAGACCACUGCAGGGUAUUGCUGAACUGAAAGAGUGUGUGUGUGUGUGUGUGUGUGUGUGUGUGUGUGUGUGUGUGUGUG